GAUAAAUUUCUGCUCCUUUAUCUUUCCCUUCUCUCUCCUUCCCACAAACCGCGUCUCCGCUUCUCGAGCCCACCCACAAAUCUCCUUCGGAGAAGAGAGAGAGAGAGAGAGAGAGAGAGAGAGAGAGAGGCAGGGCAGCCAGAGGACGCACGCCUGCCCGGAUCAUAACCAAGUAGGUUUUAAUUUAUCCAGGAAUUUACAGAACAGUAAUGGAUUCAAAUUUGCCCGCUCAUCAAUCAUGGUUCUUGAUUCAUUAUCAUCGCCUCACAGGAGGUCGCAAAACACAUUCUUUCUGUCAUCUCCUAAGAAGCCUCAAUCAUCUCGUGAUGAUGUUGGUAGUUGGUCUGCCCUGGUUGAGCGGCAUCGCUUUCUCUUGACAACGCUAGUGGUGCUUGCCUUCCUGUGCACCAUAUAUCUUUACUUCGCGGUGACCUUGGGGGCACCACAAGCUUGCUCAGGGUUGACGGGCGAUGAAAUGACCGUAUGUCAGGAAAAAUCAGCCCUGCAACAUGGAAAGUUGAAAUAUGGCUAACUCCGCUUGACAGUUUACAAUGUGCUUGUAGUCCAAAUUUGUGUAUUCUUUAGUGGUGGAUGCUGAAAGGGCUUGUAUUGAUGCUGAUGUACAUUUUAAUGGAGUGAUAGAGGGGAUUGUUUGUGCUCUGAAA
Molecule: messenger RNA, 665 nt
Organism: Triticum urartu
Lineage: Eukaryota; Viridiplantae; Streptophyta; Magnoliopsida; Poales; Poaceae
Source: RefSeq, a predicted model, not a curated record